Aspergillus caelatus is the source of this 1656-nucleotide messenger RNA. RefSeq names its product serine hydrolase domain-containing protein. The record is from RefSeq and is a predicted model, not a curated record. The transcript has a single exon. NCBI's taxonomy places the organism in Eukaryota, Fungi, Ascomycota, Eurotiomycetes, Eurotiales, Aspergillaceae. The coding region runs from base 184 to 1371 and encodes 395 amino acids.
GGGGAAUCCUCCAGAAGGCAGGGUUUUCACCUACUCAUAGUUAAGCACAACACGAGUUUUUGCUUCUAAAUAUCAUCAGUUUCAACGUCACCUAUACAUAUAAAUCGCCUCUUCCUUCCCUUUGAAUUCGAGCUCUAUUCCUUGUAUUGGUCAACCGCUACCACGAACAAAAUAUCUAUCAGAAUGGCUCAGGUCCAAGGCCACUGCGACGCCCGAUUUUCCAAGCUACGCGACUUGAUGCAAGAGUUCAUCGCGUCCGGACAAGAUAUCGGUGCCAGUUUGUGUAUUAAUAUCAACGGUGGCGAUAACGUAGUAGAUAUAUGGGGGGGCUACGCCAAUGUAUCGACUAAGAAACCAUGGGAAAAGGAUACGAUAGUAAAUGUCUUCUCGACCACGAAACUAGUCACCAAUCUGGCGGCUCUAAUGCUAAUCUCGCGUGGUGUGCUUGCUCCUGAGGAUAAGGUAGCCCGGCACUGGCCUGAGUUUGCAGCAAACGGGAAGUCAGAGAUCACGGUCGGCCAAGUACUAGCCCACACGGCGGGUCUCAGCGCGUGGCAGGACAAUAUGACGCUGGAGGACCUAUACAACACCGAGGCGGCAACUGACAAGCUAGCGCGCCAGGCACCGCUAUGGGCUCCCGGAACCGCAAUGGGAUACCACGGUAUAACACAGGGAUUCCUUGUCGGGGAGCUGGUGCGAAGGAAAACGGGUAUGUCAAUCGAUAAGUUCGUGACGGAGGAGAUUUGCCGGCCGCUGGGCGAUGGGACGGACUUCCAGCUCGGGUGUCGCAAGGAGGACUGGAACCGGGUGGCCCCCGUUGUGCCUCCACCAGGACCUUCGAUCCAGGAGGUACUUAGCCAACAGGCGGGAUAUAAGCAAGACUCGAUCGCCGUGCGCACGAUUUGUAACCCCUUGCCCACCGCUGAGGACGCCAAUACUGAGCUCUGGCGGUCCAGUACAUUGGGCUCAGUCAACGGCCACACAAACGCUAGAGCGUUAGUCAAGAUCCUCUCCUGCUUCUCGCUCGGCGGCAUAUGUGCGGAAGGAGGCCAUCGCCUACUGUCGGCCGAGACAGUAAAACUGGCGCUUACAGAGCAUGCGACUGGAAUAGAUGUGGUGACAGGGCGGAGCGGGAGACGUGGGCUUGGGAUUUACCUCACCGGGCCUGGAUCGGGGAUCGUUGAUGACAAGCUGCCGGAGGGUAUUGUUGGAUGGGGUAGCGGAUGGGGGGGUUCGGCCGUGGUUAUGGAUAGCGACAGGAGGCUCACAAUCGCGUAUACUAUGAACAGGAUGCUGAGCGCGGAACAUCCUUCCCCAGCAGCAUAUAUCAAGGCAGUUUAUGAGAUACUUGGAGCUACCCAAGCUGCCUAGGAUCUGGACAAGCUUGGUUUAGAAACUGUAUAUUCCUGGGUUUGGCAGAGGUAGGUCAUAUCAGGCGUACAGUGUGAGAAAUAGAUGGCCAGUGUGUCAGGAUGAUCCUCGCCGAGCUUCAUCUUGCGAGUCUCUAUGAUCUGCACAAGAAAUUGCUCCGCCUCCUCCCAUCAGCCUGUAUCCUAUAUGUCAACGCGAGGUUAGCCAUGUCUAGUAACGUGUUGAAACAUUUAAAACUAAAUAUUCUUUUCUUAGCUUUGAGCACUUGGAUUGACUUCGAUAUCG